Molecule: messenger RNA, 1515 nt
Organism: Closterium sp. Naga37s-1
Lineage: Eukaryota; Viridiplantae; Streptophyta; Zygnematophyceae; Desmidiales; Closteriaceae
Source: the annotation of a GenBank genome assembly
AUGAAUCGCGACAAGAAGAACCGGUUUCGCGGGACGGCGGGGAUGCGGCCAGUGUCGGAAUCCACGCGGAUUUCCGUCACCGCCAGGCUCGAAGAGUUCCGCGACGGAACCGAACCAGAGAUGACGUUUGAGGCGGAUUUGAGCAACCAUGACAGGGCUGUGGUGCACGAGCUGCUGUGCUGGAAGAUGGGCUUCGUCUCUAGAAGCUGUGGUAGAGCAGCAGCAGGUGACACGCCUGCUGGUCCCCAGCCCACCCUCUCCUCCUCCCUCCCCUGCCAGAUCACAGCAAGGCGGCAGCAGCUGCUGAUAAUGGCGUAUCGGGAGGAGAUCACGCGGGCAAUGGAGCAUCACCAGGUGGUGCUGAUAGUGGGGGAGACGGGGUGUGGCAAGACCACCCAGGUGCCGCAGGUCAUUCAUUCUCCUUCUGCCCUGCCCAUUCCCCGACCCCCCUUCUCCCCUCCGCCCAUACACUUCCUCUUUCUCGCCUUCCCUCCCCGGCAGAUCACACAGAAGCGGCAGUCACUACCCAUCAUGGCGUAUCGAGAGGAGAUAACGCGGGCGAUAGAGCAGCACCAGGUGGUGCUGAUAGUGGGGGAGACGGGGUGCGGCAAGACCACCCAGGUGCCCCAGUUUAUUCUGGACCACGAGUGGGGGAAGGGCAGGCGCUGCCGCGUGCUCUGCACCCAACCCAGACGAAUCUCCGCUACUUCUGUGGCUGAGCGCAUAGCAGCGGAGAGAGGGGAGAAGAUCGGGCACACAGUGGGGUAUCAAAUCCGGCUGGAGUCGAAGGGAAACCGCUCCUCAUCCCUCUGGAUGUGCACCAAUGGCGUUCUGCUGCGCCGCCUCGUGGGGCUGGGUGCGCACUUGCACAGCAAAGAAGGGGGAAGGGGCGCGCAGGGCGGAGGAGGGGGAGGGGGAGUGGGGAGUGGGGAGGGCGGAGGUGGAAGUAUUGUGGAGCCGGGGGUUAGAGAGGCGAUAGCUGCUGCUGUGAAGGGAAUGGCAGAGGGUGUGGCAGGGGAGGGGGAUGGGGAGGGGGAGGGGGAAGGAGGGGGAGAUGGAGAGGGGGAGGAGAAGGGGGGAGUGGGAAGGGAGGUGGAUGCAGAUGUGCUGGCGAAGCUGGAUGCGACUCACAUCAUUGUGGACGAGGUGCAUGAGCGCGAUAAAUUCGAAGACUUCAUGCUCAUCAUUCUCAGAGAUCUGCUACGCCUGCACCCCACUCUCAAGCUGGUCAAUGCUAGAGUGCCUCAUUCUCCCUGCAAGAAUCUCGUGCUCUCACCUCGUGCUCUCCUCAUGCUCACCUCACGCUCUCCUCAUGCUCUCCUCAUGCUCACCUCACGCUCUCCUCAUGCUCACCUCACGCUCUCUUCAUGCUCUCCUCAUGCUCUCCUCAUGCUCACCUCCUGCUCACCUCCUGCUCACCUCAUUCUCACCUCCCUGUUUAAUAUGUUUGAGCAUUCUCGAACAGCCUUUCUCCUUUUUGAGGCGUCUGUCCCUCCUAUUCUGUUCAUUUUGUAA